AUGAAGAAGAGAUUCUACUAUUCGGACCCAGGGAUGGCUAUACUGUCCUUCAUCUACCUCGCCUUAGGAAUAUUGGUGGUUUCCCAUGAAUCCAUCUCUUGGUAUCUCGGUGUCGGUAACAACCAGCUCAUUGUCGUCGGAUUCCUGCUCAGCAUCACGAGUUUAUGCUUAGGCAGCGUCGCGCCGAUCCUGUUCAUUCUCAUAGAGGCCAGAUUUGGCAAGUCCACUAUCCAGAACUACGACGGGCUUCUGCGCAACAAGCCUACUGCCUCGAGACUUGGUAUGUCUUGGAGAGUGGCACUCAUCCUCAUGUUGGCUCUUCCAAUUGCUCUCAGCGUCGCGUACAAGACCUUCACUGGUGGCGAGAGUCAGAUGGAGAUCGACAGCUUUGACUACAUCUCCAAUAAGACCUAUUAUGGCAUGUUCCAGCCGCCUGGCAUACUUUCGUUCAACGGCGUCUCUGGGUUUCUCAACGCAGCCACGGCUUUUCGGGAAGCCACAAAACUCAGCUCAAAUGGCUCUGAGCCACCUUUUCCAACACUGCCGAGCACAUAUGGCUACAAUAUCUUACUGUUGAAUGUAACAAGCGCCGCGGCGCUUGAUACUAUCCAGGCAUUUUAUGUGAUCGCAAUACAGGAGCGUCUCGCAAUAGGUGAAUCAUGGACCAUCACUGCACCGGUGACAGGGACAGUAGCCACCUUCAAUAAGAUGAUGGACUCGGAUCGACAGACAUUCGAAAGCGACUUCGUGUCUCAUUUCCUGAACAGAAACGCCUGGGGUUUCGAUACCAAAGACAUGUUCAACGGGUGGUCACUCACACUCACGAACCGGAAAUCUGACUCGGAUCAAUCGAUACAGUAUAUUGGACUGGAACCAACCAACCCGGAAUUCCCGUUGGAUGCAGCCAUAUAUGGCCACAUCGGUCGCUGCGAUGCUGUGGUCAAGGAACGCAGUCAUGAAAGGCUCGGGGGCCUUUCAACUCGGAAGAGUUCAAUACCAACGUUACGGAAAUCACCUGGGCUAUAUCUGGUGCUUGCCAUCCAGUCAUUCUUGAUAGUCAUCAUCCUGGGACUAUCUUCCAUGCGUCACUCGGAGCCCCUGGGCAAGGGAUUCGGCCUCGUCUCGACCUUUUCGGGAAUCGACAGUCAGAGCCUGAGCAGCUUGGCGGGAGCAUCUCUUCCAGGGGAGCUUUCGCGGCCUCUCAAGCUUACAAUGUCUCACGUUCAAACUGGCGGCACAAACACGAUACAGUGUCGUGCAGGAACAUCUUCAGAAGGGCGCGUAAGAGAUCGAUUUCAAUGGGAUGAGGCUCACAUUCUUCGACGAAAUUCCAUCCACGCCAAGCCUCAAGGCGAGCUCACCAAGGCAGGCAUCCGCAAAGACUCGGUCGUCUGA
Messenger RNA from Colletotrichum lupini, 1395 nucleotides. RefSeq lists its product as uncharacterized. Lineage: Eukaryota; Fungi; Ascomycota; Sordariomycetes; Glomerellales; Glomerellaceae. The record is from RefSeq and is a predicted model, not a curated record. The coding region runs from base 1 to 1395 and encodes 464 amino acids. The transcript has 5 exons.